UUUCUUUUAAUGUUUACUGUGAACCAAGCUCAUUCACAACUGCUUCUUAAAUGGCCCUGUCUUCUUUUUCAUAACUGAGAAUGUUGCUCAAAGGGGUUGUGACCUACAUGAGGCCACACAGCUGUAAGGGGUGGGGGUGGGAGCAGAUGUUUUCAGCCAGGGCCCAACUCUCUCUCUUGGUCCCCUGGGUUCUCCCCUAGCUGACAAGGGGCACAGGGAAGACCCACUUCUUCUCUGUCUCAGCAGGGCCUGGAGGACCAUGUCCCUCAUCCCGUGGCUCCGGUGGAACGACACCCCACCCCGGCUGUCAGCCCGGAGCCCGGCGGAGAUGGUGCUGGAGACGCUGAUGAUGGAGCUGGCUGGGCAGAUGCGGGAGGUGGAGAGGCAGCAGAGGGAACGUCGCAGUGCGGCCAGGAAGGUCUGCACUGGCGUGGACUACAGCUGGCUGGCCAGCACGCCCAGGCCUGCCUAUGACCUCAGCCCUGGGGAGCGGCUGCAGCUGGAGGAUGUAUGUGCCAAGAUCCACCCAUCCUACUGUGGGCCUGCCAUCCUCAGGUUCCGACAGCUGCUAGCCGAGCGGGAGCCCGAGGUGCAGGAGGUGGCGCGGCUCUUCCGCUCCGUGCUGCAGGAGGCCCUGGAGAAGACGAAGCAGGAGGAGGAAGCCCACAAGCUGACGCGCCAGUGGAGCUUGAGGCCCCGCGGCAGCCUGUCCUCCUUCAAGAGCCGAGCGCGCAUCGCGCCUUUCGCCAGUGACAUCCGGACCAUCUCGGAGGACGUGGAGCGCGAUGCGCCACCGCCACCACGCACCUGGAGCAUGCCAGAGUUCAGGGCACCCCAGGCCGACUGACCUCCCUGGGCGGUCACCUGCAGGAGGGAAUGACAGGCCGGUUUCCGGGUUGCCGGUGCUGGAACCUCCCCACCUACCCGGAACAGGAGACCCACCAAACAGCACAGCUGAACCACCUGAGCCACCUACCCAAGUGCACACACCUGCUUGGCUACAGGGAGGAGUCAGGACUGGAGCCCUGUUCCUCCCCAGCAAGUCUCCACUUCCCAGCCUGAUGCAUACACAAGGCCUGGUGUUGGAGCAGGCGCCUUCCCAUCUCCUACCACUGUCUGGAACAAGGAACAAGUGUCCGCCUCUUUGGCAAGGCCUGCGUUCUCAUCCCAAUCUCCAGGAUGCCCCAUUCACCCUACCCAUUUGGGGCACCUUUUCUGGUGACCAGAUGGCACUCACUGCAGGGGAGCCACAGCCUCGGGCCCAGGACAGCUGGUAGGGACCACAGAGACGUUCAACUCACUCUUCAGCUAGUGAGUGAAAAAUGGAGUCUCCCAAGGAUCUCACUGCUUUUGCCUUAACUCUGAUCCCUCCAAUGUGGAAUUGUUCCUGCCUUUGAGUCCUUGGGCUAUGAUGGGACAGGACCAUGGCCGCUUGUCCACCCAUUGUAGUCUUACCUAUCCCUUACUACCACAUGGGGCGGGGUGGGGCCAAGGCUGCUCUCCAAGAAAAGCAGCUAGGGAUAGUUAGGAUGACCAUAUUCCCCAGGAUGUCAUCCGUGGAGUGCGGCCAGUCCAGAGUCAGGGCUUGGAAGCCUUCAGACCCGCUGCUGGAGCCAAGGCAUCUAAAGUCCAGGCUUCUGUUCAUGCCAGCUCUCUAGCUUUCCUAGGUCACCUCUGGUGCCUGAGAAAACCAGUCCCAAGCAGCGUCCUAUAGCUUCAUGCUCUAACUGAUGGUGCAUGUGUGGGUCACCUGGGAAAAAUCUGGAAGGCCAGGUGCCACCACACUCCGGGGCGGAAGUGGGGUUCAGGGUAGUAGGUGAGCAAAGUGUCUUUCUCUAGUUCCCAGUGCAUGCCCAGAAAACACAAGUGAACCUUAUAAUAGUUCAAAUAGGGGAGAGAAAUUACUGGGUAAUGCAUGUAGUCCCUGGCUCAGUGGGAAGUCUGUGUGUGUGUGUGUGUGUGUGUGUGUGUGUGUGUGUGUGUGUGUGUCCUCCCCUUC
Messenger RNA from Peromyscus leucopus (white-footed mouse), 1999 nucleotides. It is a transcript of the gene Rd3, whose product is annotated as retinal degeneration 3, GUCY2D regulator. The transcript has 2 exons. Bases 260 to 847 code for a protein of 195 amino acids. The record is from RefSeq and is a predicted model, not a curated record. Lineage: Eukaryota; Metazoa; Chordata; Mammalia; Rodentia; Cricetidae.